AUGGCAUCGUCCGUGGGAGGGGUGAUCGCGGGUCAGAAUCCGUUUGUAUUCGAAACACGGUCCCCAGUGACACUAUGGCUUUUCCAGGCUUGCCUGAUCAUGGUGGUUUGUAACCUGGUUCAUAUCCCGUUUUCAAGGAUCCGCCAGCCAAAGGUUAUCUCUGAGGUUAUUGCGGGUGUGAUCUUGGGUCCGACAGUGUUUGGACAGAUACCGAACUAUACGGCAACCGUUUUCCCGCAGGCGUCGAUAGUUGGUCUGAAUCUGACAGCCAAUAUCGGUAUUAUUCUGUUUAUGUUCUUUCUGGGUCUGGAAGUGGACACUGGGUUUAUCAAGAAGCAUCUGAAGAAGGCAAUGUCGAUUGGUUUGGCGUCGCUGUGCGUGCCGUUUGGGUUUGGGUGUCUAUUUGCAGUGCCGCUCUACAAUACGUAUGUGCCAGGUCGCGGGUCGGCAGGACACGUCAAGUUCACGGUCUUUAUGGUGUAUAUCGCUGUUUCACUUUCUGUGACGGCGUUUCCUGUUCUCUGUCGUAUCCUCAACGAGUUGAACCUAAUCAAGGAGCGUGCUGGCAUCGUGGUUCUUGGUGGAGGUAUUGUGAACGAUAUAUUGGGAUGGAUUAUGCUUGCUCUAAGUGUGAUUCUCUCAAACGCCUCGUCGAAUCCCGUCAAUACGGUUUACAUCCUGCUGUGCACGUUCGGUUGGUUUCUGUUCAUAGCGUAUCCUGUCAAGUACACACUACGGUGGAGUUUGCUCAGAACCCGUGAACUGGAAAGAUCUAAACCUUCACCAGUGGCUACGAUGUGUGUUCUAUUCAUCGUGUUCAUUUCCGCAUAUUUUACCGAUAUCAUUGGUGUGCAUCCGAUCUUUGGUGCCUUUAUGGCUGGACUGAUCGUUCCAAGGGAAAAUAACUAUGUGGUGAAACUGGCGGAAAGAAUGGAGGAUAUACCAAACAUCGUUCUAAUUCCAAUCUAUUUUGCGGUAGCAGGUCUUAAUGUCGACUUAACCUUGCUAAACGAGGGAAGGGACUGGGGUUAUGUCUUUGCAAGCAUUGGGAUUGCUAUAAGUACAAAGGUAGUAUCUGGCACGAUCGCAGCCAGACUUCAUGGUUUAUUUCUCAGAGAAUCAACUGCUGUCGGUAUCCUGUUGUCAUGCAAAGGCAUCGUAGAAAUUGUUGUGCUGACUGUGGGGUUAAAUGCUGGCAUCAUCACAAGAAAGAUUUUUGGAAUGUUUGUCUUGAUGGCACUGGUUUCCACCUUUGUCACCACUCCUCUGACGCUAUGGGUCUUCCCAGAAUCAUACAGAAACGAAAUACGCUUUAAGAAAAGCGAUGAAAAAGAUACUUCAGAGGCUCCUUCCUCGGUGAUAUUGGCAGUUGAUGAAGAUGAAGCAGCGGUACCAGGCCUUCACUCAUUCGAAGAUGUUAAAAACUUUCAUAUUACAGAAGUCAUCAGUAUUACGAAUUCGAUCGAAACGAUCUCAUCCUCAUUAGAGCUGAUCAAUAGCUUAGUUAUCGGAAAACCUGGAACGACACCUAGUUUGAUUUCAGUGCGACACAAGGAAUGCAGCAGGAAGUCAAGCAGUUCUUCGUCAAGACCAAGCCUAAGCAAAGUCAAGAAACUUACGCGCGUGUGGUCACGUAAUAAUGAUGAUGCUGAAACAGCAUUGACAGUAAUCGAGGAGGAUGUGUUAGGCUUCGAGCUAGAAAUCCCAUUGAGAGCUGUUCACUUAAGGCAGCUAACGGAGCGAACCGCGGAUCUUCUGCAGUCAUCAUCUCUGCAUAACGAAGACCCCGAUUUUACUGUGAACACGGACUCUAUCUUACAGAUAUUUGACAUUUUCGCCCGUCUCAGUCACAUUCAGUUCUCCAGUGAGGUGAUCUUUUCUACGAUUAGGGAAGGAGCAGCAAACAUCGCUUCUAUGAGAAUGAAGCCCACAGAUUUGAUUCUUUUGCCGCUGAGAGGUGCCUUUGCUGAUAUUAGCGGAACAGAAAUCCCUCCCAGAGAACAUUAUGCGCACUUUUCCCAAUUUUAUUCACACAUUCUAGGAUUAAAUGAUCUUUCUUCUGGAUUCUUCAGUACCAUUUCUUCAUCUUUGAAAGCGAAUUUUGCGCUGCUAAUCAGCAAUAGAGGAGAUCGUGCUUACAUUGAUCGAUCGAAGGAGAGAGGCUUUCACUUGCUUUUGCCGAAACCCAAUCUGACUUCUUCGGACUUUUUGGCCCUGCAUUUACUGCUUUUGAUGUGUCAUCGUAAUAGGGCCGGAGGCGUGCUUCCUCGGGGUACCAUCUACAUCAACAGUAUGAAUAGCGCGUUCAUCGAUCAGCUCCACGAACUUUUCAAUGACCGAGGAUGCGCCAAUGAUGGCGCUGUGGAUAUUCAAACCAUUAACUGUGAUCAAAAGACCGAGGCUGACUCUGCUGCGCUGCCCUUCAUUGAUACAGUUCUUGAAACAGGAAUGAGCGAGAAGCAGCUGAGUGAUUUAGAGGAAAACACUGUUAUCGUUGCUGAAAGUUCGUUCGAAGGAGAGAUUCCGUUCAGCGAGGAAGUUAAAAAUGUCAUAUUACGUGGUGCUAAUGACAAAUUCAAUGUACUAGUGGUGCAUAACAAUGUUAAGGAUGUUCGCUAA
Torulaspora globosa is the source of this 2619-nucleotide messenger RNA. RefSeq names its product Kha1p (gene KHA1). Gene Ontology annotation, molecular function: monoatomic cation transmembrane transporter activity; antiporter activity. The record is from RefSeq and is a predicted model, not a curated record. Gene Ontology annotation, biological process: proton transmembrane transport. The transcript has a single exon. Bases 1 to 2619 code for a protein of 872 amino acids. Gene Ontology annotation, cellular component: membrane. Lineage: Eukaryota; Fungi; Ascomycota; Saccharomycetes; Saccharomycetales; Saccharomycetaceae.